AUAACUAUAGAAGGAGUUAGCUUGGCUUAGCGUGUAAAACAAUCUAUUCUAGACUUUAGAGGGGCUAAGCCCUACCUUUUCAGGGUUUUAGCAAGACUACUGCGAUAUGUACGAACGCGGCAACUACAGCUGAAGGAGCAACCAGGACUAUCGAAGGUUUUUCCAGCAAAAACCCAGAAAAAAAGAAAGCUUGAAGGAAGCAAUUGAAAGAGUAGUGACUAUGGAUAAGAGGGAACAUUUCUUUAAGAUAGUUCAUGAUAAUGCUAUACGGGAGGGAAAGCUUGGUAUUCCCAAGAAGUUCAUAAGAAAGUAUGGAAAUGAUUUGACUAGUCCUGCAAUUCUUAAGGUUCCUUGUGGUGCCGUGUGGAAAGUAGAAUUGUUAAAGGGCGAUGAUGAGGUUUGGUUUGAAAAGGGUUGGGGAGAAUUUGCAAAAUACUACUCCUUAGAAUAUGGAUAUCUAUUAGUUUUCCAAUAUAUGGGACAAUCCAAUUUCCAAGUAGUGAUAUUAGAUAAGAGUGCUGUGGAGAUACAAUAUCCAUAUGAUAGAGUUUGUGCUGCAGAGCCAAAGCAUGAUUGGGACUUCCAAGAGGCAAAGGCACAAGCAAAUGAAGAGAACAUUUCUGUUGAAGCAUUGGAUGAUCAGUCUCUGAAGAAGAUACGAAUUGAUUCAACCAGUAAAACACCAAACAUUUCAUUGUCUGGCAACUUGCCUACAUGUACUAGUGCUCAUGGCCAUGGGGAUCUCAAGCAAGAUCAACAGGCUAAAAGGCGUUCGUGUUCGAGUACUUCAUCAGCUCUUGAAGCUGUGAACAACUUCGUCUCUGAAAAUCCAUUCUUCAAGGCUGUUGUGAAUACCCGUUGCCCUUCUAUUUGUGUGCCGAUUAGCUUCAGUCGGAGUUAUGUUCAAGGUCAGCAAGUCAGUCUGACGCUUCAGGUUUCUGAUAGAUCGUGGACUGUGAAGUUUGUCAAAAGAGCGCCAGGGAAGCCAGGUAGAAUUACUUUUGGUUGGCCUGUAUUUAUAAAGGAAAAUUUGCUGGGAGAUGGAGAUGUUUGCAUAUUCGAGCUAAUUGAGAAGAAACUGCUGAAAGUUUCCAUUUUCAGAUGUGUCAAGUGAUUGAUACUAUCACUUCUGCUUGUUGGUGUUUUUGGAAGGAUUUUGUAAUGGCUGGACACAUACAUUGAGCAGUGUCUUUUGUCCUUUUGACUGGAUCGAUAGGUGUUAAUGUAACUAGUUAUGUAAUUUCUCUAUCCCAAGUCAUUGGCAUGUUAAGAAUGGAGUUGCUGAACUUGAAGCAUAA
Molecule: messenger RNA, 1298 nt
Organism: Jatropha curcas
Lineage: Eukaryota; Viridiplantae; Streptophyta; Magnoliopsida; Malpighiales; Euphorbiaceae
Source: RefSeq, a predicted model, not a curated record